Molecule: messenger RNA, 480 nt
Organism: Macrosiphum euphorbiae (potato aphid)
Lineage: Eukaryota; Metazoa; Arthropoda; Insecta; Hemiptera; Aphididae
Source: the annotation of a GenBank genome assembly
AUGGGUUCACCACUUGAGAGUAUGCAAACUGAAUAUUUAAGACUACAGACACUUGAUGAACAGGGCCUUUUAGUUCGACCUGAAGAAAUAUCCAUUGGAUACAGGCUUAAUGAUAGAUUAUGUAACGGUAGAGUAGUAUUGGAACCAAAAGCAGUUAAAAUAAGUGUAAUUCCUCUUAGAUUAGUUUUCAAAAAAUUCUUAGAACACAGUAAUAUGUUUGAGAUAAUACUAAAUUAUAUAUCUUAUUUGAAAACAACUGAAAGUGAGUUGAUAUCUAGUUUUCUACAAUCACAAUUAUGGAAGGAGAAAUUAAGAAUGAAUCAGAACAAAAUAAUUUUACCUUUGUUUUUGUAUUUUGAUGAUUUCGAAGUGAACAACCCUUUAGGUUCUCAUGCUGGUUGUCAAAAGCUAGGUGCUGUAUAUGUUUCAUUAUCAUGUUUACCACCUGAGUUAUCUUCUUCGUUAAAAAUAUAUUUUUAG